AAAUAAUACUGUGUUCGCAUUUGUAAUCUAACGAAAAUUCAAUUGCAAUUUGACACAGUUUGUACUUUUUGUAAUGUCAUUCAAUAACUGUAUUCGCAAAGGAUUUAUUUUACUUGUUUCGGCUUUGUUUCUACCAAAUGUGACAAAUGGUAGAAUGUUUUCAAAGAAGCCUGUAAGGUUUUUGCAGUUUUGUACAGAUGGGUAUGCUCAUGAUAAACUUUUCCCUGAUCCAUACCCAUUUACCUGUAAACCUGGACCAGGUAGAAAUGUAAAAUGCCAGAAUAUUCAAUAUAACCUGAAAGGAUUCUUCAGGUGUCCUGGGUAUGGUUAUGCAAGUGGAUGGGAAUUCAACGAGGGGUUAGGAUUGAACGUUCGCUGUUGUGAGGACCCAGAUAUCAAGUACUCACAGAAAGACUGUAAAGUACAUUUGAAUAAUAGUUUUGUAUAUGGUGGGAUUUACAGAGUCUAUAAAGGAAAAGUUAUGACUGGUUUCACAACUUUUGACAAUGGAAAAACUUGGUACAACAAUGAAUGUUCAUAUCGUGCAUAUCGGAGGUACUAAAGAAAACCUGGUCUAUGAAGAGGAAGUACUGUUCAGAGUUUUUCAAUCCAUGUGCUUAUUUACAAAACUGACUGACUGCAUUAAAAAAAUAUAUUGAGAACGAAUGCCAACUAUAUUUCUGCCAUUUUUUAUAUAUCAAUCAGUUUGGUGCCAUUCUUAAACGCUUUCCGUCCAAAAAAUAUCCCACACACUUUCUUCAGCAGUCCACUUAUAAUGGAAAAAGGCAUAAUUAAUUGGUAUAGCUGCAUAACACUAUACUAGGUUUGGCAUUCGCGCAUUAUUUCUUUACCAUUUUUUAUUAUAAAUAACCAUAACUUUACCGUUGGUACUUCGCCUUGUUUAAACGUAUGUGUAUGUGUGAAUUUUCUUUUCUUGUG
Molecule: messenger RNA, 939 nt
Organism: Mytilus californianus (California mussel)
Lineage: Eukaryota; Metazoa; Mollusca; Bivalvia; Mytilida; Mytilidae
Exons: 5
Coding region: 74-562 (162 amino acids)
Source: RefSeq, a predicted model, not a curated record